UUCAUGUCCAGGAAUCGGCGACUAUUUAAGUCCACUCACCCCGAAGAAUUUCGGCGACCAAAGGUCCCCGGUCACUCCCCGAAGUAGAUACUCCAUAUGAACGGCGAUUACCAAACUAUUUAGACAGGGGGUCAGACUUAGAGAAAUUCGAAACCAUUGGCAAGCAAGAAAAUGGACAACGACCUCGAGAACAACAACAAGUUCCUCCUCAACGAGACGGUGAGCUCUCUCGCAUUCAGAGACAUAACCGUCUCCGUCAACGACCGAGAUCUCAUCAAAGGCAUCAGCGGGGAUGUCCAAGCCGGCCAACUGGUCGCCCUAAUGGGUCCCUCAGGAAGCGGCAAAACGACUCUCCUAAACGUCCUAGCCCGCCGUGCUGCCCACAAAAACACCACUGGCGACUCCUACGUGAACAACACCAAGGUCGACGAUACCACAUUUAACCAGCUCGCCUCCUAUGUCGAACAGGAAGAUGCGCUCAUCGGCUCGUUGAACGUCUGGGAGACGCUGCAGUUUGCGGCGGACCUUGCUCUACCACGUUCCGUGACCAAGGGUCAGAGAAAGCAGCGGAUUAAGAUGCUGCUCAACGCGUUUGGGAUUCAGAACCAGGCGAAAACUUUGAUUGGGACGCCUAUAAGGAAGGGUAUCUCGGGUGGGCAGAAACGACGUGUUAGUGUUGCGAGUCAGUUGAUGACUUGUCCGAAGAUUUUGUUCUUGGAUGAACCGACCAGUGGACUGGAUUCGACGGCUAGUUAUGAGGUUAUCUCGUAUGUGCGAGAGCUGGCGAAGGCGAAUAACCUCAUCAUCAUCGCGAGUAUCCAUCAACCGUCCACCAGCACCUUCCAGCUUUUUGAUACAUUGCUGCUUCUGUCCGGAGGACGAACGUGCUAUUUCGGUCCGAUAAAACAAAUCGAGCCCUAUUUGGCCGGCAUCGGUUAUCCGUUGGACAUGUACACCAACCCGGCCGAGUUUCUGCUCGACCUCGUCAGCUCCGAUUUUGCUGGGAGUUCCAACACGGACGAAAAUCGUGUGGAGAAGAUACAGGAUGCUUGGUUGCGGAAGACAGAGUUGAGCAGUAUCGAAUCGUUCCAGCCGUCUGAGAAGGGGAAGUCGAUCGUGAAUGCCGGUGACCGUCCGGGAAUUGCAUGGAUCACGCUGUCUCUUCUGCAUCGCGCGUUCAUCAAAAGUUAUCGCGAUGUGGUGGCGUACGGAAUUCGCAUUGUGAUGUACCUGGGUCUGGCGAUUAUGAUGGGCACCGUCUGGUUGCGACUGGAUACAUCCCAGGAGCAUAUCCAACCAUUCACCAAUGCUAUCUUUUUCGGAUCCGCUUUCAUGAGCUUCAUGGCCGUCGCAUACGUUCCCGCCUUCCUCGAAGACCGCGUAACAUUCGUCAAAGAACGCGCCAACGGUCUCUACGGUGCAACGCCAUUCAUCCUAGCCAACUUCAUAAUCGGUCUCCCAUUUCUCUUCAUAAUAGCAAUCCUCUUCUCCAUCGUCGCCUACUGGCUCUCCAACUUCAUCCCCACCGCAACCGCCUUCUUCACCUGGGUCCUCUGGCUCUUCCUCGACCUCCUCGCCGCCGAAUCCCUCGUCGUUUUCGUAACAGCCCUCCUCCCCAACUUUGUCCUCUCGCUCGCAGUCGUCGCCUUCGCAAACGGUCUCUGGAUGAGCGUCGGUGGGUUCCUCGUCCCCAUCACAAUUCUCAAUCCGUUCUGGCAUUAUGUCUUCCAUUACAUUGACUACCAGGCGUAUGUGUUCCAGGGGAUGAUGGUGAAUGAGUUCGGAAGGAGGAAUUAUAGUUGUGGGGAUGGGUGUCGGUGUAUGUAUAGUACGGAUUUGGAGGAUCAGUGUUUGAUUCGGGGGACUGGGGUGUUGGAGCAGUAUGGAUAUGGGACGGGGAAUAUGGGGAAGUGGGUUGGGAUUUUGGUGGGGAUUAUUGCGGGAUAUCGGAUUUUGGGGUGGUUGGCGCUGGUGUGGAGGCGUUAAGUAUGAGGGUGCGUGGCGAUGGAUAUAGAAGUGAGAGGAGAGAUAG
Molecule: messenger RNA, 2032 nt
Organism: Aspergillus glaucus CBS 516.65
Lineage: Eukaryota; Fungi; Ascomycota; Eurotiomycetes; Eurotiales; Aspergillaceae
Product: putative ABC transporter
Exons: 6
Coding region: 172-1986 (604 amino acids)
Cellular component (GO): membrane
Molecular function (GO): ABC-type transporter activity; ATP binding; ATP hydrolysis activity
Source: RefSeq, a predicted model, not a curated record